Messenger RNA from Drosophila rhopaloa, 3051 nucleotides. RefSeq names its product mucolipin-3 (gene Trpml). Gene Ontology annotation, molecular function: NAADP-sensitive calcium-release channel activity. The transcript is spliced from 3 exons. Gene Ontology annotation, cellular component: plasma membrane; lysosomal membrane. Lineage: Eukaryota; Metazoa; Arthropoda; Insecta; Diptera; Drosophilidae. Bases 257 to 2227 code for a protein of 656 amino acids. The record is from RefSeq and is a predicted model, not a curated record.
CGUGUUCCACCUCUAAGUUGAUGGUUGAAAACAAAGCAAUUUUCUCGUUUUUUUGGCCAGUAUUUAAUUUAAUUUCGCUGGCAAGAGUCGCGUCUUAAUUGCUAAAUAGCUAUAUUUAUCACCCCCUCCCCCGAUUGCUUGUUGCGCCUGUGCGGAUUCUUUCUUUUGCAUGUCGACUGGGCGGGCAAAGGAAAGCUAGCACAGAGAACAACAACGCAGGUGAUUCGACCUCGCGACGAAGGAGGAGCGCAUCGAGAUGCAGAGCUACGGCCCCGGAGCACCCGCUGCUCCGGCCGUGAAACGCCGUACGGAUAGCUAUGAGGCUGCCCAACAAUCGCCACCGGAGAGCGACGAGGAGUAUGUGAACCCCAGGAUCCUGCGCCGCCAGGUGCUGCUCCAGUCCACUCCAGUGGCCCCUGUGGUGCCCAUGCCCAUAACUAUUCCCACAGCCAAUACCAUGUCCAGUGGCAGUGCUCCCCAGUCCGUGGAGGGGCGCGAGGAGCAGCCCGAGUUCCCCGGAUCCUCGGCCGCAUCCUAUCAGGAGGAGCGAAUGCGUAGGAAACUGCAGUUUUACUUCAUGAAUCCCAUCGAGAAGUGGCAGGCCAAGCGAAAGUUUCCCUACAAGUUCGUUGUGCAGAUUGUAAAGAUCUUUCUGGUGACGAUGCAACUGUGCCUUUUUGCCCACUCGCGGUAUAACCACAUCAACUAUACAGGUGAUAACCGAUUUGCCUUCUCGCACCUCUUCCUGCGAGGCUGGGAUUCCUCACGGGAAGUGGAGAGCUAUCCGCCAGCGGUGGGUCCUUUUGCCCUGUACCUAAAAUCGGAGUUCUUCGACACUGUCCAGUAUGCCGUUGAUGGAUAUGCCAAUGUGAGCCGCUCGAUUGGACCUUAUGACUACCCCACACACAACAACACGAUGCCGCCGCUAAAGCUGUGCCUGCAGAACUACCGGGAGGGCACCAUAUUCGGCUUUAACGAGUCGUACAUUUUCGAUCCACACGUCGACGAGCUGUGCGAGUGGCUGCCACCGAACGUGACCACCAUUGGGGUGGAGAAAUAUCUGCAGGAGCGCGAUGUGGAGGUCAAUUUUGCUUCGCUCGUCUCCGCACAGUUGACAUUUAAGAUUAAGACGGUGAAUUUUAAGUCCAACGGUGGCCCCUUGUCUGCUCCCGAUUGUUUCCGAUUCGACAUUUCCAUAAUGUUCAACAAUCGAGACCACGACGGGCAGAUGCUGCUCUCACUGGAUGCGGAGGCGACGCGACUAAAGUGCCAUGGAGCCACUGACUUCAUAUCGGAGGCUAAUUUCGAUUCCAUGCUGCGAAGCGUACUCAAUAUAUUCGUCCUACUAACCUGCGCAUUAUCGUUUGCCCUCUGCACGAGGGCAUUGUGGAGGGCUUACCUGCUGAGAUGUACUACAGUCAACUUUUUCCGGUCGCAUUUUGGCAAAGAGCUGAGCUUCGAUGGGCGGCUGGAGUUUGUUAACUUUUGGUACAUCAUGAUCAUUUUCAAUGACGUCCUUUUGAUUAUUGGAUCAGCUCUGAAAGAGCAAAUCGAGGGAAGGUACUUGGUGGUGGACCAAUGGGAUACCUGCUCGCUGUUUUUGGGUAUUGGCAACUUGCUCGUUUGGUUCGGAGUGCUGAGAUAUCUCGGCUUCUUUAAGACCUACAACGUUGUAAUACUAACGCUGAAGAAAGCGGCACCAAAGAUUCUACGCUUCCUUAUCGCCGCCUUGUUAAUCUAUGCGGGAUUCGUCUUCUGCGGCUGGCUGAUUCUUGGGCCCUACCACAUGAAGUUCCGUUCGCUGGCCACCACUUCAGAGUGUUUGUUUGCGCUGAUCAACGGCGAUGAUAUGUUCGCGACCUUUGCCACGCUUUCGAGCAAGGCGACAUGGCUGUGGUGGUUCUGCCAGAUCUACUUGUACUCGUUCAUUUCUCUGUACAUUUAUGUGGUCCUGUCGCUGUUCAUUGCCGUCAUCAUGGAUGCCUACGAUACGAUUAAGGCGUAUUACAAGGAUGGCUUCCCCACCACCGAUCUCAAGGCUUUUGUCGGCACCCGGACUGCCGAGGACAUUAGUUCCGGUGUCUUCAUGACCGAUCUGGAUGACUUCGAACAGACGAGAUUCGUGGAUGUGGUGAAGAGCAUUUGCUGCUGCGGAAGAUGUCAACGUGACCAAGAUCCCGUGCAGCCCAAUAGCGGCUACACCAGCCUUUCGAGUAUUAUGAAGUAAAUGGGUGCGCCAUACCUAGUCGCAGGGCUUUAUUCUGUGUUGUUUUGUCAGCUUUAUGUGUGUAGUUGUACUUGUUGUUAGCUUUUUGUAUUAGUUUGUUAGUUUGCCAAAGCACUUGAACCGAGAUAAGAGAAACCAUAACGUACGUACCUUUGAGAAAUUCCAAAAGCAGCUGCUCUGAUCACAAACAUUGGGCAUGUUUCAAUUUUCACUUUCGCAGGUUUGCUUUCAACUUGAUUUGCUGCUAUAUAAAUCUUGACAAAAAGACAGUUUUUUUCUACCCAUAUAAAUCAAAAAUAUUCCACACCAAAAAAACAAUUAAUAUUAAAAACUAUAUAUAUAUAAUUUAUGUGAAAGUGAAAACCGAAAAUGCGAAUGUGAAAAUUCACCAUCAAUCAAUGCUGUGCUUUGCGAAACCACAAAGCCGCAAAAUUGCUAUUGUAACGCAAGAUAUUAAGUGUGUGAUAUAAGGCGGAACCAGAAUCGGAGAACAAUAGAAAUUGUAAUAAAGGGAACUAUUUUUGCCAGGGAUAUCGACAUGGGUUUGAUCAAGAUCUUCCAUGGGAACAAAUGCAUCCGAAACGAGUUUACGUACAAAUCUGAAAGUCACAGCAAAUAAUUCUAGAAAUUUACACUGGUCGACAAAAUCACUUUGCAGGUUAAGAAAAAAUGAUUUCCGAAUAGGUUUUUUUUGUCGAUCUAUGUUAUUUAAACAGAAUCCUUAGUUAAGAAAACAUUAGGUAAUGUUAUUUUAUGUGUACAAGGAAAUCUUUGUAUUUAUAACCAAAAAUUACGAAACCAAUAAACUGUUUACAGAACUCAAA